This is a messenger RNA of Syngnathus acus (greater pipefish), 1188 nucleotides long. Its product is annotated as RCC1 and BTB domain-containing protein 1-like. NCBI's taxonomy places the organism in Eukaryota, Metazoa, Chordata, Actinopteri, Syngnathiformes, Syngnathidae. The record is from RefSeq and is a predicted model, not a curated record. The coding region runs from base 1 to 1188 and encodes 395 amino acids. The transcript has 8 exons.
AUGUUGAACUUUAGCAAAUGGCCUCUGCUCCUGUUGUUGAGCACAGAGGAACUUGCCACCAUCCAACAGGUAUUUGUGUUUGGCUUGAACUGCAGUAGCUGCCUUGGAACAGGAGACGGUUUAAGCACCAUUGUGCCGAAGCAACUGAGAUGCCUGGAGGGGAAAAAGGUGGUUAGCUUGAGUUAUGGCAGUGGGCCGCACAUCCUACUGGCAACAGAGGAUGGGAAGCUAUUUGCUUGUGGGCACAAUGGUUUCUACCAACUGGGGGUCGGGACGGCACGCUACGAGCUGUCCAAGGUGCUGGUCACUGUCGACGUUCAGAACAAGAAAGUCAAAGAAGUGGCAUGUGGUGCUCAUCACUCCAUGGUCCUCACGCAGGAUGGAGAGGUCUUUGCAUGGGGUUUUAAUAACUUCGGCCAGGCGCGUUCAGGUUCCCUGGCUGUCCAGCCAUUCCCCGUAAAGGUGGGCGGCUCGUUGCAGGGUAAAACGGUGAUCGGCAUCACGUGCGGACAAUCCUCUUCCAUGGCUCUGCUGGAUAACGGAGAGAUUCACGGAUGGGGCAACAAUAGCAACGGGCAGCUGGGUGUUGGUAACAACAGACAUGAGCUGAUGCCUUGCCGCCUGUCUGCUCUGCAGGAGUCUUGUAUAAAGCAGGUCGUGUCAGGCUAUGACCACUCCCUCGCUGUAACAGAUAAAGGACUGCUUUAUUCAUGGGGCGCAAACACUUUUGGACAGCUGGGAAUUGGUGACAAGAACAAUUGUUUUAGCCCAGUGCAAGUUAUGGCUGAUGAAGAGAGGUUUGUCGAGGUGGCCGCGUGCCAUUCCACCAACACGUCAGCGGCCAAGACGCAGAGCGGCCGGGUGUAUAUGUGGGGUCAGUGUCGGGGUCAAGCCGUCGUCAUGCCGCGCCUCACCUACUUCACCAACACGGAUGAGGUGUUUGCCUGUUACGCGUCCCCCCCGGUCAUGUGGAGGCUGGUGUCAGUGGAGCACGACGACUUCCUGACAGUCGCAGAGGGGCUGAAGAAAGAAUUUGACAGUCCAGAAACGGCAGACCUCAAGUUUAUCGUCGAAGGCAAAUGCAUCCACGUUCACAAAGCUGUGCUCAAGAUCAGGUGUGUGAGCAAAGACAAAAAACAAAACAAAAAUGAAGGUACUCCUCACUGCGCAAAUGUUUUCAAGGUGUGA